Molecule: messenger RNA, 1204 nt
Organism: Toxotes jaculatrix (banded archerfish)
Lineage: Eukaryota; Metazoa; Chordata; Actinopteri; Toxotidae
Product: C-C motif chemokine 17-like
Exons: 3
Coding region: 440-784 (114 amino acids)
Biological process (GO): immune response
Cellular component (GO): extracellular region
Molecular function (GO): chemokine activity
Source: RefSeq, a predicted model, not a curated record
UGCAGGAGGCUGUGGUGAAGGGACGAGUUCUGCCAGUACAAACUGAAAUCAGUCUCAGCUUCGUAUGAGCUGAUAAAGAUGCUUCAAUCAAACAUGCAUCAAGAGAAUAAAUCACAUUUCAGCACUGAUUAAAGAGAAUGUACCCUAAAAAUACAAACAGCAGCAAAAACCCUCAUUUUGUUCUGUGUAGAGCUUUUUGCAGAAUAGUUUUCCAUGUUCAUGGCUUCACAGUUUCUCAGUAGAGAAGGAAGAGGAAACAGAAGAGGAACCAAUAGUUAGAUUCCUAGAACCAAACUUCAGAAUAAGAUGGUAUGGAGAUGUGAUCUGUAUAUAAAGGAGGCACAGAGCAGGUCUCCAGCACAGAUCAGACCAGAUCAGCCCUGAAGAUUAAAGGCUUUCAUCCAAACAGAAGAAGAACAUCUGUGUCUGUCGGGGAACCAUGAAGACUCUGGUGACUCUCGUACUUCUGACUCUGAUCUGCUUCCUGCGUCACACCUCUGCCGGUGAAAUGGGCGUGUCAGUGAUACACAUGGGACAAUGUUGUCCAGAAAAGAGUCAAACAAAGAUUCCUAAGCAAAGGGUGACAAAUGUGAAGAAGACCCCAGGCCAGUGUGUUGAAAACGCAUUCAUAGUCACAACAGUGUGUAAUAAGCAGAUUUGCAUUGAUGGCGAGAGUGCCUGGGCGAAGAACCUGUGGGUAGAAUUUAAGAAGUCGGCUGCAAACGGCUCACCUCUGUCUGCCCCGUUCAAUCAGGCAAAGUGUGACACACCUCGAAAAAUGUGAGAAUGCUGCUCCUUUGUGCAUCGAUGAACAUUACAUGUUAUUUAAGUUCUUUUAUAAACAGAAUGUACAUGUCUGUCAGCGGCUGUUGCAGAACUUUAACUGAUAAUUAAUGAUGAUUAAUCAGAAAAGCUGCAGGUUGAAGUUGCUGCCUGUGUGUGAGAAAAGCUGUUUCUGGACCAGAAGCUAAAAUCAGACAGUUUCCUACAGACAGAAGAUCAAAGCUGAACAUGCGCUGUGCUUCCUGUUUUGUAAAUCAAGUGGGAUUUCUCCACAUGACUGAAGUUAUGAGGUGAUAAGUUGUACACGUGUGUAUAGGUGAUAGCUGUGUUCUGAUUUAAUAGGGUGCUUCGAAUGUGCAGUGUGUUUUCAUAUUCCUACACGAGGUUGUGCCUCCUUCUGAAUAAAAGCUUUAUUCUUGUA